CUGAAAUUGUUACUUUACAGAAUUGCUAGACGUCCAGAUGUUGGGGGCAGAGGCAGAAUGUUCACUCCAGAGCAAGAGACCCAUAUAGUGAACAUGGUGAUUGCCAAUAAUGCAAUAAGACUGCGUGAAAUACAGCAGCGCAUAAUUGAUAAUGACGCCAUCUUUCAAAAUAUACACAGUGCAAGCAUUUCUGCACUAAGUCGUGUACUUGCGCGCCACAGAAUAAGAAUGAAGCAAAUUUACAGAGUUCCUUUCGAGAGAAACACAGAACGUGUAAAGCAACUGCGAUAUGACUAUGUGCAGAGAGUGAUGGAACUAGAAGCAGAUGCAAUGGGACAUGAGCUACUUUUUGUGGAUGAGGCCGGUUUUAACCUCAGUAAAACCAGGAGACGUGGCAGGAACAUUAUUGGACACCGUGCCAUCAUCAAUGUCCCAGGACAACGUGGUGGUAACAUAACCAUGUGUGCAGCUAUAAGCCAAAAUGGUGUUGUUCACCAUCAUGCAACCAUAGGCCCUUACAACACUGCACACAUUAUUGCAUUCCUGGACACCAUGCAUGACAUGCUCACUGUUCAGAGACCAGAGCAGACCCGAUAUGUCAUCAUAUGGGACAAUGUUAGUUUCCAUAGGGCUGCUUUGGUCCGCAACUGGUUUACAGACCACCCAUCCUUCAUGGCACUCAACCUCCUCCAUACUCUCCAUUCUUAA
This is a messenger RNA of Oreochromis niloticus (Nile tilapia), 708 nucleotides long. RefSeq lists its product as uncharacterized. NCBI's taxonomy places the organism in Eukaryota, Metazoa, Chordata, Actinopteri, Cichliformes, Cichlidae. Gene Ontology annotation, molecular function: nucleic acid binding. The record is from RefSeq and is a predicted model, not a curated record. Bases 58 to 708 code for a protein of 216 amino acids. The transcript has 2 exons.